Molecule: messenger RNA, 1857 nt
Organism: Microtus oregoni (creeping vole)
Lineage: Eukaryota; Metazoa; Chordata; Mammalia; Rodentia; Cricetidae
Product: leucine-rich repeat and immunoglobulin-like domain containing-NOGO receptor-interacting protein 4
Exons: 2
Coding region: 1-1857 (618 amino acids)
Molecular function (GO): protein binding
Source: RefSeq, a predicted model, not a curated record
AUGGGACAGGCCCCAGCCUCGGAGAGAUACAGCGCCCAACUUGGUGCCACCCUCCAGCUUCUCCGGCCUCGGGGGAUGGACGCAGCCACAGCUCGGAAGCAAGCCUGGCUUCCGUGGCCCCCACUCCUUUUCCUGCUCCUCCUACCUGGAGGCAGCAACAGUAGCUGCCCUACUGUGUGUGACUGCACCUCCCAAACCCGGGCAGUACUCUGUGCCCACAGGCGACUGGACGCUGUCCCUGGAGGGCUUCCACUGGACACAGAGCUCCUGGACUUGAGCAGAAACCGCCUGUGGGGGCUUCAGCGGGGCAUGCUCUCCCGACUGGGCCAACUCCAAGAACUGGACCUCAGCUACAACCAGCUCUCUACCCUUGAGCCUGGGGCCUUCCAUGGCUUACAAAAUCUACUCACCCUGAGGCUCCAGGGCAACCGACUGAGAAUUGUGGGUCCUGGGAUCUUCUCAGGGCUAUCUACUCUGACACUGCUGGACCUCCGCCUCAAUCAGAUUGUGCUCUUCCUAGAUGGAGCCUUUGGUGAGCUGGGCAGCCUCCAGCAACUGGAGGUAGGAGACAAUCACCUGGUGUUUGUGGCUCCCGGGGCCUUUGCAGGGCUGGCCAAGCUAAGUACCCUCACCCUGGAACGCUGCAACCUCAGCACAGUGCCUGGCCUAGCCCUUGCCCAGCUCCCAGCACUAGUGACUCUCAGGCUUCGAGAACUGGAUAUUGAGAGACUGCCAGCGGGGGCGCUUCGAGGGUUAGGGCAGCUAAAGGAGCUGGAGAUCCACCACUGGCCAUCUCUGGAGGCCCUGGACCCAGGGAGCCUGCUUGGGCUCAAUCUGAGCACCCUGGCCAUCACCCGCUGCAAUCUGAGCUCAGUACCCUUCCAGGCACUGCACCAUCUGAGCUUCCUCAGGGUCUUGGAUCUGUCUCAGAAUCCUAUCUCAGCCAUCCCAGCCAGAAGGCUCAGCCCCCUGGUCAGGCUCCAGGAGCUCAGGCUGUCAGGGGCCUGCCUCACCUCCAUCGCUGCGCAUGCCUUCCACGGCCUGACCGCCUUCCACUUGCUGGAUGUAGCAGACAACGCUCUUCAGACCCUAGAGGAAACAGCCUUUCCUUCUCCAGACAAACUGGUCACCCUGAGGCUUUCUGGUAACCCCCUAACCUGCGAUUGCCGCCUCCUCUGGCUGCUCCGCCUCCGGCGCCGCCUGGACUUUGGCGCGUCCCCCCCUGCUUGUGCUGGCCCCCAACACGUCCAAGGGAAAAGCCUAAGGGAGUUUUCAGACAUCCUCCCUCCAGGCCACUUCACUUGCAAACCAGCCCUGAUCAGAAAGUCAGGGCCUCGGUGGGUCAUUGCAGAGGAGGGGAGCCAUGCUGUUUUCUCCUGCUCUGGAGAUGGAGAUCCAGCCCCCACGGUCUCCUGGAUGAGGCCUCAGGGAGCUUGGCUGGGAAGGGCCGGGCGAGUAAGGGUCCUAGAGGAUGGUACACUGGAGAUUCGCUCCGUGCAGCUGCGGGACAGGGGAGCCUAUGUCUGUGUAGUCAGCAAUGUUGCUGGGAAUGACUCCCUGAGGACCUGGCUGGAAGUUAUCCAAGUCGAACCACCAAAUGGCACUGUCUCUGACCCCAACAUCACCAUGCCAGGAAUCCCAGGGCCUUUCUUUCUGGACAGCAGGGGUGUGGUUAUGGUGCUGGCAGUGGGUUUUCUCCCCUUCCUCACCUCAGUUACCCUCUGCUUCGGUCUGAUUGCCCUUUGGAGUAAAGGCAAGGGCCGGGUCAAGCACCACGUGACUUUUGAUUUUGUGGCACCUCGGCCUUCUGGGGAUAAGAACUCUGGGGGUAACCGGGUCACUGCCAAGUUAUUCUGA